AACGAAUAUACAAAGCGUUUAAACAAAAUUUACAAGCUCGGAAUUAAAAUCAGUCCAUCGUCUACAUCGCUCGCCCAAUACUUCUCCUCCUCCUGGAAUUCUCCCCCUUUGAGUGCUUCGCCACAAGGCAACGAAUUUUCAUACUUCCCCUAUUCCCAUUAUAUACCUUCCUCUCUGCCUCUCUCCUCUCUCUGUCUCUCCCUCCCCGUCGGAAUAGCAGACGGCUGUGAAAAUGGCGGAUACCCACAAUCACGACGACUUAGACCAGCUGCUCGAUAGUGCUCUCGAUGAUUUCCAGAGUCUCAAUUUUGCGGCUCCAGCCUCACAGCAGCGGUUCCGAUUCUUCCUUGAUUGAUGGCUUCCAUUUGUGCUGCUCCUUUAGUAAAAUUUUCGGCAUGUUAUCUUAGAAAAAAAGCUGUGAUUGGUAAUGCAGAAGCGCUGGCGGCGAUGAAGAGAGGAUGAAGGUUGAGGGGUUUGGUGAUUUGCCAGCUGGGAUUCAGGGUUUGGGGAUGGGAUUGCCCGGCUUGAAGAAGAGCAAGAAGAAAGGGAAGCAAAUGGCGGCUGCGACAGCAGGAGAUUCUUCUACUGGUCAUGUGGCGGAGGCGCUUGAUAAGCUUAGGGAGCAGACGAAGGAGGCUGUGAAAGGAAUGGAGUCUGUGACUAGUGAUUCAAAGGGUGAUGACAAGGAUGUUGCAAUGGAGGCUUGGGUUAAGCAGUUCGAGGAGCUCGCCUCAACCCAGGACAUGGAAUCUCUGGUGGAGUCCAUGAUGCAGCAGCUGCUGUCAAAGGAGAUUCUUCAUGAACCCAUGAAGGAAAUCGAAGGGAGAUAUCCAAUAUGGUUGAAGGACCAUGAAUCUAGUUUGAGCAGGACAGAAUACGAACGUUAUUCCCAACAGUACGAACUCAUAAAAGUUCUGAACCAGGUUUACGAGAACGACCCCAACAACUACACCAAGAUUACCGAUCUCAUGCAAAAGAUGCAAGAGUGUGGGCAGCCACCUGAUGAAAUCGUCCGGGAACUCGCUCCUGAUCUUGAUUUGGCUAGCCUCGGUCAGAUAACACCGGAGAUGAUCGAGUCCCAGCAAAACUGUAGCAUAAUGUGAAGGAAGACAGACAGAGAUACCUUUGCUUAUUGAAAGAAAGCCUAUGAUCAAAUCAUCUUCGCUUCAUGUUCUACUCUUUAUUCCUGUAGCUACUUUUGAGUGAAACAUUCAUCUACAUGAAGAAGGUAGUCUGGUCUGGCAUUCCACCAUAUAUUACGAAAACACACGAAGGAACAUGAUUGAUUGUCGGUUGUCAGUUACCACAAACGCAAUCUCCAGUUCUCUGUAUGACUGUAUCAACAAUCACAAGAAAGCCAUGUAAAGCAAGAAAACCACAAAAACUCUGUAUAACACAAACUUCUCUUAUGUAUGUUCCUCUAGAUACUGGAUUACUGGUCUUUGGACUUCGAACGAAUGAAAGAAUGAAUGAAUCGCGCAUUACAGAUAAACAGGAAGGAAGGAAGAAUGAAUCACAACUGAUUCUAAGCAAGUAAAGCAUCAGCUGGAAGCCAGUGCCUGCCAUUAACAAAGCUCUUGGCUAGAAACUUGUGUGCAGAAUCAUAAUCUAGCUCUCU
Messenger RNA from Linum tenue, 1618 nucleotides. The record is from the annotation of a GenBank genome assembly. Lineage: Eukaryota; Viridiplantae; Streptophyta; Magnoliopsida; Malpighiales; Linaceae.